CAAAUCUUAGCUUUAUUUCAAAAAUUCUGCCAUAAAAUGUAAAAGCAACGCAUAAGUUUCGUAUAUUUUCGGGUUUUUUUUGUCGGAUAUGUUGUCGCUAAUAGCGGGUUUUUUUGGUAAAAAAUGUUGUCUCUAAUAGCAGUGAAAAACUUUACAGUCCCCUCCCAAAAUCUGACAAAUUCGAUCAUUUUUCCUAUCUCAGUUGAAGGGUUCAUCACAAACUUUGCCAUACGUAUUGAGAUUCUGCCGUUCGGGGAUUUUUUGCAAUCUGUAUAUAAACCCUAUUAGUGGAUUGAGCCAUUUCCACACAAAGCGCACUGGCAAAAAAAAAAUAAAAAAGGCUCACACACCAACUAAUUUCAUUUCUCACAACACCAAAGGGUAUUUUAACAAUGGGUUCAAGCAAGAACAAACUUCUGUGCGAUAGCACACCAUGUGAUGAAGAUACCACUCAGAUGGAAACCCGGAAAGGUCCCUUAAAUUUGGGUUCCAAAUGGAUCCGUUAGCUCGGCGAAGGUUCGAAGUCACUGGAGAUUAUUGAGCCAAAAAAUGAGAAUAUGCAGACUCCCACAUGUCGAAUUACCCGAUCGAUAACAGUGUUGUCCGACUCAAAUAGCAAGCCCAAUGGGUCCCCUUCUAUUCGUGACACUGGAAAUGGUAUCCAUGCAGUUAAGAAUACUACUUCGCAAUCAAGUAAAAAUGGUAAGAGGCAAAUGGAUAAUGGGGCCGUUGACUCGAGCUCCAAGAAAAGAAACUCGUACAACAUGAAAUUCCACAGCCACAAUUGCGGUAUGUAUGUGAUAAAGUUCGCCAAAUAUAUUAUCCACCAGAAAAUCUAUGUCAUGGCAGAUACGUACGGUCCAAAAACUGUAAGAUUCCAUUUGGCAGCUCAAUUAUACAAGCAUGUUUGUAAGAAGGUUAUGAAACUGACUUCGAUUUGUUAUCACGGAGCAUCAUCAGGGAUAGAAAGAUCAAGGGUAUUGUUAUUGUGUAGCAGUGAUGAAGCUAAAUUGCAUGUCAUUUGGAAACCAGCAAAUAGUAGAGUAGACGUUUAAUCUCAACCUAAACAAUUGCAUCUUUGCAGAUUGGGAAAUGUUUUCCUGUCUCUUGAAUGUAUUGGAUGACAUAAUGAUCCCAAUUUUUUAUGAUUCAACAACAAUGC
Molecule: messenger RNA, 1162 nt
Organism: Olea europaea var. sylvestris
Lineage: Eukaryota; Viridiplantae; Streptophyta; Magnoliopsida; Lamiales; Oleaceae
Exons: 2
Coding region: 558-1055 (165 amino acids)
Source: RefSeq, a predicted model, not a curated record